ACUAUUUAAUAUUUACUACAAAUAAAAUUCCAGAGAUUUUAGUGUUUUAGAUUAAUUUAGUCAUUAUUUAUUACCCAUUUCAUACUUUUUCAGUUCUAUUCCUUUUAUAGAAAUGUUAAAUUGUAUAACCAACAAGUUGACGUUAUUUUAUCAUAGUAGACCUCCAUCAAGUUACAACAAUCUUAAGGAAUGUGUGGCACUGCUUACUACACCCAAAACAGAUUUUAGCACUUCUUCUAUCAAAUUAGCCGGUUCAGAGAAAGAUCCUAAACGUUGGUUAGCGUAUAACGAUGUUAUUUAUCCACCACAAGAACCCGGUGAAGAGAGAAGACCAGCUUAUGUAUGUCACCAAAAGUUAAAUAUCAAAUAUAGUCCAAAAAAAAUGUGGUAUGUCGCAAGUUUUGUACGUGGCAUGUCUGUUGACGAAGCACUUAAACAAUUACCCAUGGUCGGUCGUAAAGGUGCCACUAUAGUGAAAGAUACUAUUUUAGAAGCUCAACAGCUAGCUGUUGAAAACCAUAAUGUCGAAUUUAAGACAAAUCUAUGGAUUGCCGAAUCAUUUUGUGGUAAAGGACCUGUGAUAAAAGGUAUGCGUAGACAUGCAAGGAUGCGAAUGGGUGAAAUAAUGUACAGGCACUGUCAUUAUUUUGUAAGAUUAGAAGAAGGGACACCUCCAGAAAAUUAUUAUUAUAGCUGGCCUAAGACAGGCCCAGCUCUGUUAGCCCAGUGGAUUGAUGAAAUCCGUGAUCGUAAAAUUCAAGGAUCAUUAUAAGUCAUAUUUAAAGAUAAAAAUUAGUGAUAAGAAAUAUAUUUGUUUAUGUAUUUACUAAAAUUAAAUAAACAAAUUUUGUAAACUUA
Messenger RNA from Rhopalosiphum maidis (corn leaf aphid), 858 nucleotides. RefSeq names its product 39S ribosomal protein L22, mitochondrial (gene mRpL22). Lineage: Eukaryota; Metazoa; Arthropoda; Insecta; Hemiptera; Aphididae. The transcript is spliced from 3 exons. Gene Ontology annotation, biological process: translation; ribosome assembly. The record is from RefSeq and is a predicted model, not a curated record. Gene Ontology annotation, cellular component: mitochondrial large ribosomal subunit; ribosome. Gene Ontology annotation, molecular function: structural constituent of ribosome. Bases 113 to 772 code for a protein of 219 amino acids.